This is a messenger RNA of Phyllotreta striolata, 3701 nucleotides long. The record is from the annotation of a GenBank genome assembly. Lineage: Eukaryota; Metazoa; Arthropoda; Insecta; Coleoptera; Chrysomelidae.
AAAAAUCUUUAGCAAAACAAUGCCAAUUUUUUGGUAAGUACUAUCUUUUGUAGAAAGACACCUCAAAACUUAAAAAGCAUUAGCAUGAAGAGGGCGAUUUGCCUGUAGAUGAGCGACUUAAAAAUCAAAAUUACCAUAAUUCUCGAGCACCCCUGUAAAAGGUAAUCGGCGCAUGCGUACUCCGAUCGCGGAACGUACACGUUCGGCGCUCUCUCCGCUCUCCGUCGUCGAAUUCACGGCGUGACAUCUCAUUUGUUUGUAUGAAACGCUUUGCUUUUCAGUAGUCAGUAGAUCGAAGAACGGCGGUGUAGGAGAAGCUCGCCGAACGAUUUAAACGCGCCGACCGGCAAUCACGUCGCCUUAUCGAUUUCCAGUCGGACUUUUCCUUCUUUUAACCACGUCUACAGCGAUUUUUCCAAUCUUUUUCGCCUCCUUCCUUCGCACCGAUUAUCAAUGAAACUUCGCGAGAUUCGUGAUUGGUGUAUUUAUAUUCGUCAUUGACGGGUUUUUUAAUAAUGCCGAAGCCGGUGAGAAAUUUGGAAUGUGUUUUUGAAUGAGUCGGUUUUUGUGAUUUUUUUUAACUACCGGUAAAUCGAAAAGCGGCUAGUUUUCGCCUUCGCGAUCGAUGUUGUUGCCGACGAAUUCAUCGCCGAUCGGGAUUCAGCACGAACUCUACCACAGUGUCACGGAGAAGACCAAAUUUUUCGCAUCGAAAUGCGUGAACAAGAGUCCGGCGAAGGAGAAGAGCGCGGAUUCGCUGCGAAGGAGCCGGUUCAGGUUUUGCGUGUGCACCGGGCCUAGGAAAAGCAACAAAAAAACCGUCAAGUGGUACGUUAAGCAGCCCACAUGGCGAUUGUGGGGCGAGGAGAAGGCAGAUGGCGCCCUUUACACAGUUUACCUCAAAAAAGUUCGUUACCACCGACCAACUAGGAGUUUGUCGUCGUCGCAUUCGGAUUCUGAUGAUGAAAUUUCCCACCUAGAAUGGGAAACGGUACGAGUGCGUUUCGUGAAAGCGGGCACAUUAAAAAGGCUCGUCGAAGCCCUUUCCACCGACGACGGGGAACUCGAAACCACCUACAUCAACGUUUUCUUGGCCACAUACAGAAGUUUUUCGACGCCGAAAGAAGUCCUCAAAUUAUUGCUGCAACGUUACACGGAUUUGUCGGAAACGCAGUCUAAUGGAAAACCUGAUCCUCACGAACAACAUCGCAAAACUCUUAUAUCUGCACUACACGUAUGGCUCGACAGUUAUCCUGAAGACUUCAAAGAACCUCCAAACCACUCUGCCCUUCGACAGCUAUUGCAUUUCUGCGAGGAAUAUUUACCCUCCACUGAACUCGAUGCCAAAGUACGACAUAGAAUAGAAAGGUAUACUAGAGAAUCCCAAAUAGACCCUCUUCUAGCGCCUCCUCCCGCCUUUGCCAUGAGAUCGGGCCAACCAGGAUGGAGAGUCUACAAAUUACCAGAAGUACCUGUACGCCAUUUUGCCGAGCAACUAACUAGGAUGGACGUGGAUUUGUUCAAAAAACUAGUACCUCACCAGUGCCUGGGCGCGGUGUGGUCGCGCAGGGACAAGAGCCGAUCGCACGAAGCCGCCACCGUACUGGCCACCGUCAAUCAAUUCAACGCCGUCUCCUUCAGAGUGAUCUCCUCCAUCCUGGUGGACCCGGGCCUCAGGUUCAACGACAGAGCCGCCAUCAUUUCCACCUGGAUCGACAUAGCGCAGGAGUUGCGGCUCAUCAAGAACUUCUCCAGCUUGAAAUCCAUCAUCAGCGGCCUGCAGAGCAACCCCAUCUACAGGCUUCAGAAAACGUGGCAAUCGAUUCCGAAAGAGAAAAUCGAGAUGUUCGACGAAUUGGCGAGGAUAUUCAGCGAGGACAACAACCAGAUGACCCAACGGGAGCUGCUGAUGCGCGAGGGUACGGCCAAGUUCGCGGACACCUUCGGCGAGAACGACAAGCACCUGCAGAAGGUCUUCCAGAAGCAGAACCACCACGUGGCGAACAUCUCGUUCGGCACGAUCCCCUAUUUGGGAACGUUCCUGACCGACCUCACCAUGAUAGACACCGCCAUACCGGACACCAUCGCCGAAGGAUUGAUCAACUUCGACAAGAGGAGGAAGGAGUUCGAAGUGCUGGCCCAAAUCAAGUUGCUACAAGGCGCCGCCAACGCUUAUCAUUUCACCGAAGACUCCGCGUUCGAUCGCUGGUUCGAUACGAUACUGGUGCUGGACGAUCGCGAGGCCUACCAGCUGAGCUGCCAGAUCGAGCCGUCGAGCAACGCGAACAAUUCGAAGACGAAGCGUCGGUCGUCGGGCCACCAGAAGAACGAUUCGAUAGCGAGCACGUCGAGCAGCAACAGCUCGCAGUUCUACUGCGACAUCGACAGCACGCCGAGCUCGCCGCACAACAGCCUCGACAGGAAGCUCAGCCCGUCGCAGAUGUCGAAUUCCAGCAGCAAUUCGUCGUUGCCUUCGUUGGACGUGUCGUUGAACAGCUCGCAUUCGGGCAGCGCGAACAACAAACUUCAGGUGCCUCAUAACAAUUCGGGUACAUUAAGCACUCAUUCUCAAAAAAGCCAGCCCGAUUUCUACAUAAUCAAAGUAACAUACGAAACCGAUAGCGUGGAAACGGAUGGUAUAGUGUUGUACAAAAGCAUCAUGCUAAGCAAUAACGAAAGAACGCCGCAGGUCAUAAGGAAUUCUAUGUACAAAUUGGGCUUGGAAGGGAAUCCGGAUCAGUAUACUUUGGCUCAAGUUUUACCAGAAAAAGAAAUGAUUCUUCCUUCGAACUCUAACGUGUACUACGCUGUAAAUACUCAAUACAACCUGAAUUUCAUCUUGCGCCCGAAGAGGACCGAAGAGAAGGAAGUUCCGGCGAAAAAUUCGAAGAGCAAAUACAAGUUGUAAAGCGCAUUUGUGGCGUUUUUGAAUUUUUGUAUAGUGUUAUUUAUUUAUUUCGGGUGUCCGAAUUGUUUUGUGGAAUCUCACUCUCGAAUUUGCGGCUGGUAUGUAAACAAACGGACACCUUUGAUUGUUUAUUAGUUGGAAUUUGUAUAUUUGUGAGCUGUUUAUGACAAAUAAUCUAAGAAACAAAUAACAUCUGUGAUAAAAAGCACAAAAUACUCUAUCGUCAUCACAAAUCGUGUGGUAAAUAAUUUAGUUUUAUUUUUAAUCGAUUAAUUUACUUGUGGUUGAUUAACAAGUUGAAAAAAAAAAAACACGAAAUUAAGUUUUAUUAAUGAAAGAAAAAAUAAUCAUUUUGGUUCGAGUCGAAGCCUACUUAUCGCUUUAACUGUCAAAUAGGUGCUGCAAUGAUUGUUCAAUUAAAUGAUUAUUGUAUAAUUUCGAAGAGGAUACGUUCAAAAUAGUGCCAUUUUGAUAACACUACUAAAUUGAACACCUCACAGGACGUAUAAGAAAACGUAUUAAAAAGAUUGCAAUUUGUAAAAGAACGCGAAAUAGCUUUAAACGUCACGUUCAAAGUUGGAUGAUAUUAUACCGAAAGUGUUUUGAUAGAAAUUCGUUGUUUAUUCCUAAUUUUCCCAAGUGACCAAUAUUUUAUAGUAGUGUUUUGUGGUAAUCGUACGAAGAAUUGUAUAAACAAUAACCCCUAUUGGUACUUAACUCUAUAUACCCUUUGAAAUAUUGUAAGGAGAUUUAUUUUUAUUGUAUUUUUCUAUUAAAAGACCUUGUAUAAAAA